AGCUGGGAAGAAUCAAAAAAAAGAAGCGCGGCGAGAGCUGGCGGCCGGAGCGGGCGGGCGGCGGGCGGGCGGCGGCGCCCAUGGACUCCACCGCCUGCUUGAAGUCUCUGCUGCUGACCAUCAGUCAGUACAAAGCGGUUAAGUCGGAGGCGAAUGCCACCCAGCUUUUGCGGCACUUGGAGGUAAUUUCUGGGCAGAAGCUCACACGAUUGUUUACACCAAAUCAGAUAUUACCAAGUGAAUGCUUAAGUUGCCUUGUGGAACUACUUGAAGACCCAAGCAUAAGUGCACCACUGGUCUUAAGUAUCAUCAGCUUGCUAUCUCAACUAGCUGUAGACAAUGAAACCAGAGACUGUCUUCAGAAUACCUAUAACCUGAAUAGCGUGCUGGCAGGAGUGGUUUGUCGAAGCAGCACUUGCCAUAGUGAUUCAGUGUUUUUGCAGUGCAUUCAACUUCUGCAGAGAUUAACAUACAACGUCAAAAUUUUCAAUUCUGGUGCCAAUAUAGAUGAAUUAAUUACCUUCCUGAUAGAUCAUAUUCAGUCUUCUGAAGAUGAGUUAACAAUACCUUGUCUAGGAUUAUUGGCAAAUCUUUGUCGUUACAAUAUUUCUGUUCAAACAUACAUAAAGACAUUGAAUAAUGUGAAAUCUUUUUAUAGAACUCUUAUAAGCUUCCUGGCCCAUAGUAGUUUAACUGUGGUUGUGUUUGCACUUUCAAUAUUAUCCAGUCUGACAUUAAAUGAAGAGGUUGGGGAAAAGCUGUUCCAUGCUCGAAACAUUCAUCAAACUUUUCAGCUAAUAUUUAAUAUUCUCAUAAAUGGUGAUGGCACACUAACUAGAAAGUAUUCAGUUGAUUUAUUGAUGGAUCUCCUUAAGAAUCCUAAAAUUGCUGAUUAUCUUACCAGGUAUGAGCACUUUUCUUCAUGUCUUAGUCAAGUAUUAGGUCUUCUCAAUGGAAAGGAUCCUGAUUCUUCUUCAAAGGUUUUAGAAUUACUUCUUGCCUUCUGUUCAGUGACUCAGCUGCGCCACGUGCUCACUCAGAUGAUAUUUGAACAGUCUCCAUCUGGCAACACCAUUCUGGGAAGCCGUUCUAAAUGUUUAGAACCUACUGUGGCUCUACUGCGCUGGUCAAACCAACCUCUGGACAGAUCAGAAAACUGUUCUCUUCUAGCCUUAGAGUUGUUCAAGGAAAUAUUUGAGGAUGUUGCAGAUACUGCUAACUGUUCCUCAGCUGACCGUUUUGUGAGCCUUCUGCUGCCUACAGUCCUUGACCAACUUCAGUUCACAGAACAAAAUCUAGAUGAAGCCUUAUUAAAAAAAAAAUGUGAAAGGAUGGUCAAGGCCACUGAAGUUUUGUUAACUCUUUGUGGAGAUGAUACGCUAAAACUGCAUGUUGCAAAAACUCUGACUACUAUCAAAUGUACCACUCUGAUAGAACAACAGUUUACGUAUGGCAAGAUUGAUUUAGGGUUUGGAACAAAGGUAGCAGAUUCUGAAUUGUGCAAACUUGCUGCUGAUGUAGUUUUGAAAACCCUUGAUUUGAUGAAUAAACUUAAGCAGUUGGUUCCUGGUAUGGAAGUAAGCUUCUAUAAAAUCCUUCAGGAUCCACGCCUGAUUACUCCCUUGGCUUUUGCUUUAACAUCAGAUAAUAGAGAACAAGUACAGUCUGGAUUGGGAAUAUUAUUGGAAGCUGCUCCACUGCCAGAUUUUCCUGCAUUAGUACUUGGAGAAAGUAUAGCAGCAAACAAUGCUUACAGACAGCAGGAAACAGAACAUAUGCCCAGGAGAAUGCCUUUGCAAUCACUAAAUCCCAGUCUUCCAACAUCUGUAAAAUGUUUAACUCCUCCACUUUUAAAAGCUAGAGUUCCUGGAUUGAACAUUGAGGAAUUAAUAGAAAAACUUCAGGCUGGAAUGGUGGUAAAGGAUCAAAUUAAUGAUGUGAGAAUAUCUGACAUAAUGGAUGUAUAUGAGAUGAAACUGUCCACAUUAGCCUCCAAAGAAAGCAGGCUACAAGAUCUUUUGGAAGCAAAAGCUCUAGCCCUUGCACAGGCUGAUAGACUGAUUGCUCAAUAUCGCUGUCAAAGAACUCAAGCUGAGACGGAGGCACGGACACUUGCUGGUAUGUUGAGAGAAGUUGAAAGAAAAAAUGAAGAGCUUGGUGUGUUGCUGAAGGCACAGCAGGUUGAAUCAGAAAGAGCACAGAGUGAUAUUGAGCAUCUCUUCCAACAUAAUAGGAAAUUAGAGUCUGUGGCCGAAGAACAUGAAAUACUGACAAAAUCCUACAUGGAACUUGUUCAGAGGAAUGAAACCACUGAAAAGAAGAAUAAAGAUUUACAGACCACGUGUGACUCUCUGAAUAAACAAAUUGAGACGGUGAAAAAGUUAAAUGAAUCAUUCAAGCAACAAAAUGAAAAAACUAUUGCCCAAUUAUUAGAGAAAGAAGAACAGAGAAAAGAAGUCCAGAACCAACUUGUAGACAGAGAAUGUAAGCUAGCAAAUUUGCAACAAAAAACAAAAUUACAAGAAGAAAAGAUUAAAAUCUUGCAGAAAGAAAGGGAAGAUAAGGAAGAAACCAUUGAUAUCCUUAGAAAGGAAAUAAACAGAACAGAACAAAUAAGAAAAGAAUUAAGCAUUAAGGCUUCCUCCCUAGAGGUUCAGAAGGCCCAAUUAGAAGGUCGAUUGGAAGAGAAAGAGUCGCUGGUGAAACUUCAGCAAGAGGAGUUGAACAAACACUCUCAUAUGAUAGCAAUGAUCCACAGCUUAAGUGGAGGAAAAAUAAGUCCAGAAACUGUGAAUCUCAGUAUAUAGACAUUGUGUAUUUAUCUUCCAGGGGAGGUGUGGUAGGGAAGGUAAUUUGUGACUCCGGAACAAUAGUCAAUUAUUAUCUAAUUAUUAAUUUAGUAAAGAACCUGAUCUGAUAAAUAUUUUUAUUUGGUCUUAAAAGUUUUACUUCUUGUUUCUGGCUUUUAUUGCUUAAAGCUUCUUUGGUUCUUCUAUUAGAAUGUUCUUCUUGACCGCCAUUAUUGUUUUUCUAAGCUUUUUCCUCUUUUUCUUGGUUGUUUUCCACUUCUGCUUUUUAAUUUAUUCUCAUUUGUGAUUAGAUUUUAAAGUCAAACUUUCUUGAUAUAACCUCCUAGAGAUUAAGAAAUUGAAAAUAUAAUUAUUAGUAUAAAAGAAGGCAUGGCAUUGCCAGAGAAGUUUUUCUCUAAAUAACACAAAAGAAAAUUCACUAAACUUAAAAUAAUUGUAUUAUUGCAUUUAAGAUGCAGUCAGAUUUAUGGUAUUAGUUCUAAAUUUGAAAAAAAAUGCAGUGAAUAGUUAGAGAAAUAAUAUGAAAAAAUAGAAAAUAUCUGUGUUAAAUGAAUACAUUGUCACAUCUUAAAAAGCUAUUUGUAGAAUUAUUAAUGAGUAGCCAUAGUGUUUUACUCUUUUUAAAAUAUACCAUGUUGAUCUGCCCAUAUCAUUUCCAAUCCAUUAUGAAUUUCUUUUGAUUUAUACAAGGAUAACUUGGAUUCUGCCCUUGCUACAUAGUGAGACAUUUAUGAUUUGUUGAUUCUAAUGUGAAUUGCAUUUAAUUUCUUUCAUUUAAAUAGUUUUUAAUUUGGCCAUUUAAUUUUAAGGCAUAGGUUAAAUAUCCUUGUUCAUGUAUCUCUUUAAUACAAGAGAAUUUUUCAGUACGCUUCAUUUGUUUUUUGUUGUUGUUAUAUUUUAUUUACUAAUGGGAGACAGAGAGUCAGGGAGCCCGAUGCAGGACUCAAUCCCAAUACUCCAGGAUCACACACUGGGCCAAAGGCAGAUGCUCAACCACCGCACUGGGCCAAAGGCAGAUGCUCAACCACCGAGCCACCCAGGUGCCCCAGUACUCUUCAUUUGAAUCAAAUGUUGUAAAUAGUGUUUAAGAAUAGUUUUUGUAUCCAUAUUUUAGUUGGUUUUAUUGCUAUAGUUUCCAACCAUUAAUUUUGCUUGAUGUUUUCUUCCCUGUUUAUAUCUUCAUGUGACUUAAGUGAAUUUAGAUUUACUUCUAUUUUUCAAUUAUAGUAUAUCUGAAUUUAUGUUUAGAAGUUAAAUAUAUUUUCAUAAUUUGCUAAUUACAUUAAGUAUCAAACUAUCAUAGUUUUACAUUUUUGAAUACAUGUAUAGUUCUGCAAAUUUUUUUAAAAAGCAUUGUACAGAGUAACACAUUUUAGGUUGCUACUUGUUCUAUAAGGGGUACAUUCUGUUUCUCUUUUGAAAUUGCAGGGAUUUUCAUUUUUAUUUGAAAACAGUGUUUAAAUGGAUAGAGAUGACUGAAGAACAAAAGGCUCUGUAAAGUAAAAAAUUUCUGUAAAAUAAAUAAAUGAACCAAAAGCUCUAAGGAAAAUCAAACUAUCUUGACAGUUUAGACACUUUCGAGACACUGAGCCUAGCCCAGUGCUGCCCAAUAGAAAUUUUUGUAAUGUUGGAAAUGUUCUAUGUACUGUCCAGUAUCAUAGUCUUUAGCCACAUGUGAUUUUUAAGCACUUAAAAUAUGGCUAGUGCAACUGAAGAAUUUAGAUUUUAAUUGCCAUACUGCUGGACAGUGCAGACCUAGUCCAUUCUUGCAAGAAUGCAUUUAUUUAAGGUACUCAAUUUGCCUAUUCUUAAAGACCCAUAUAGACAGAGACUCCAUAUAUUUUUUAGCAGCCUUUUUUUUUAAUACAACAGUUUUAAUUGUUGUAUUGAAGUCAUUCCUGAUGUGUCUCUAAAGAGAAAAAUAAUUUAGCUUUAAAGGUGAGUACUAAUCAUCCUCUUCAUUUCUUCUGUUUAUCCUAGUCUGUCUCUUACAGCCUCUUUCAUAUGGUUUCUAUUAUUUUUCUUAACCUUAGUAUGUUGAGCACUUUUUUAUUUGUUUGCUUCUUAGGUCUAUGUACCUCAGGUUAAAAUAACAAGGGGUAUGUGUGUGGGGGGGGGUAUUUUCUUUCUUUAAAACAAAUGAUUUCUUUGUGUCCAUGUGUGCAUAACCAUUUCCUAAUAGAAAAAGUAGAACUAAAUAAUGCAUCAUUGUCCUAAAAUUGUUCAGAUUCUCUAAAAAUUUUGCUAUGAAAAGUUUGUCCAAGUGUAUAUUAGCACAGUUCCUUUUGCCAUUUACAUUUGCCACUUGAGUAGACAUGGACUACUCUUAAAAUUUGGCUGAUUGAAGUUUAUACUAAACUGUCUAUUUAAUGUCAGGGCAAAAACAACUACUUGUUAAAACUUAAUGCUGUGUUUUGGGGGAAAAUGAUCAGAUUAGUGUCCUUUUAGUUGUAUUUAUUUGUUAUAAGGCUACUUAUUUAUGUGAAGGAUAUAAUGAGACUCUGUCUUGAGUUAGGAUUCUUAGUUAAAUGAGAAUGUUUGACUUUCAACUUCCACCUGAAACUCAUUCACAUAUGUUAAGGUACCUCUAAUCAAGGUAUAUUCCUUAAAACUCAUAACCUUUAAUUUGAUUCUUUUCCUCUUUUCAGAUAGUUACAAAUUGUGUUUACAGCCUUGUUUCUGAUUUAUCUACUGAUGAACGAAACACAUGCCCUGUACAAAGUAAUUAACUUUGUAGGAGUCAAUAAACAUUUCUGUAAAUG
Molecule: messenger RNA, 5572 nt
Organism: Nyctereutes procyonoides (raccoon dog)
Lineage: Eukaryota; Metazoa; Chordata; Mammalia; Carnivora; Canidae
Gene: CIP2A
Product: cellular inhibitor of PP2A
Exons: 21
Coding region: 81-2807 (908 amino acids)
Source: RefSeq, a predicted model, not a curated record